UGGCGCGCCAGCACAGCACUUGGUAUGUGCUCGGAGUAUAUAUCAUUUCACUUCACCCCCUCCCAACGCCGGUACGGUAACCGACCAACCCACUGACUUUCCUCAACGCAAAAGACAGAAACGUCCCGACCCAUGUCCACAACCCUAUCGCGUCCCCAGGAAAGCUCUGUCCUGGGUGAAUCCUGGGUAGUGCCAUCGUUACCAUCGCUGCCUGAGAAGGAACGGCAAAAUGACAGAACCGAGACAAACAACCCAGAUCCGCGACAACAAUCAGAGACAAACAAGGAGGAUGGUUCAAACACAAUGAAUACAUCUGGUUCGUUGAUAUCGGGGCCUGAGCUUAUUAUGCCGUCGAUAUGCGAGGAACCGAUUCUGAUGUCGCACGUACGGUCAAGACAAUCUUCUCCGUCAAAUUCGCAGACGUUGAAACAAAGGCGUACACCGUCGAAGAAGACAGUGGAAGAUCGUGAGGAUACACCAUCUGAGUCGCCCAUGAAGGAAAAAAUGAGGAACCCAAAGAAGCAGGUCGAUAAUGGAUCAAAAUGGGCAUCAGGCUGGACGUGGGAAAGGCCCAUCCGCGCCAUAACCAACCUGCUCCUCAUCGCAGCCAUCUCGCAUCUGCUCGUAGUUCCCGAAGUGGUCUAUCAUUCCCGACACCUCUGCACGAUUCCAACUAUACCCGCUCUCUAUCCUACAAGCUGUUCACAGCUAUUCCAUUCCGGUCACUACAACCACCGCCCACCACCAAACCGCUACGACUCUGUCCUUUCCCUUCAAACCCAACUCGAAAUCCUCUUCAACUCGACACUCGAAGAAAUAACACCCUACGCCAACAGCCUCCCCGAAACCGAAUCCCUCCUCCGCGAUAUCCAAACCGCCAUGAAACAAGUCCAGUCGGGGCCCCGGCACGAACUCUCACUUGAAUACGACGGUUGUCGACAAGCACUUACCACGGCGACACGCAAACUCGAUUCUCUCAAGGCGGACCUCCGCUCUGCGGUUGAUAGUCUAAUGGCGACGGGCGGGUUACCACAAGACAACCAGAAUCACCACCGUGUCGCGAAGGAUGUCCGGCUGUCGACUCAAAUGGCCAGGAGGGAGAAAUACCUCGAUCAACUGGCGGCACGGAUGCGGUUGAAGACGGACUCGCUGACGGGAGAUUUUGCGAUAGUGGCUGACCAUCUGGAGUCGCUUAAGCGGAUUGUCGCGCAGCAGGCUUCAUUGCAGUCUCCGCAUGGUGAUGAUGGGAAUGGUGACCGCGAUGAGUCGAACAUGUACAAGAAUGUCCGCUCGUUUGUCGAUUUCAUUGUCCCCGGAUGGAAUGUACUUCGGUGAUCCUAUCAUGCCGCUGAUUCCAGUAGAAUAACUGGCCCCACCCCCAAUUCCCCAUGUCUCAGAAUUCGCUCGUCCUUCGACUGUUUCACCGACAUGAAAUUGCAUCCCUCUCAUGACCCCCUAUUGAUGACGUCUUAUACCCUCCUGUUAAUCCUCUGUCUAUACCCUUAUGUAAUGCCUAUGCCUAGUUAACGCCUAGAAUGUGGAAAAUGAUAUCAUGUUAAUGAAAGCGCAUAUCAAUUGCCCCUGAUCUACCAGAAAGCUCCUAUCAGAAGUACGGAGUGCAAAAUGUAUGUAAAGUCACGCAAUGCCUCUAUGUUAUGGUAGCAUAAGUGAGUCUUGUAAAAGAGGAAAAAGAAGCAGGA
Messenger RNA from Aspergillus ruber CBS 135680, 1700 nucleotides. RefSeq lists its product as uncharacterized. The record is from RefSeq and is a predicted model, not a curated record. The coding region runs from base 133 to 1335 and encodes 400 amino acids. The transcript has a single exon. NCBI's taxonomy places the organism in Eukaryota, Fungi, Ascomycota, Eurotiomycetes, Eurotiales, Aspergillaceae.